This is a messenger RNA of Ascochyta rabiei, 978 nucleotides long. RefSeq lists its product as uncharacterized. NCBI's taxonomy places the organism in Eukaryota, Fungi, Ascomycota, Dothideomycetes, Pleosporales, Didymellaceae. The transcript has 3 exons. The coding region runs from base 1 to 978 and encodes 325 amino acids. The record is from RefSeq and is a predicted model, not a curated record.
AUGUCUUCACCACUUCCUUACAACCGUCAAAACGCACUUGCAUCUAGCAUUGCAGCUGACAAUGCAGCCUACAUCGCGGGGAAGAUUGUUCUCACCACCGGCGUUACUCAAGGCGGUCUAGGCGCUACCUUUGUUGAGGCAAUCGCGCAAUAUGAACCUCGCUUGCUCAUCCUUGCAGGCCGAUCAGCACAGAAGGUCCAGGCCACCGUCGACAAGAUCAAGUCGAACACGAAGAGUUCAGGUGUAGAAAUAAAAGUCCUGGAGCUCGAUCUUGCGAGCCAAAAAGAGGUACGACAGGCAGCCGAAAAUGUGCUGGGGUGGGAUGAUGUACAACACAUCGACGUCCUCGUGAACUCCGCCGGUGUGAUGGCAGGCCCGUACAAGACGACUCAAGAAGGCAUCGAACUUCAAUUUGGCAGCAACCACAUCGGGCACUUCCUCUUCACAAACCUUCUCAUGCCCAAGAUCCUGGCCUCUCCCAAUCCGCGCAUCGUUAAUGUGGCCAGCGAUGGUCAUCGCUUUGGCGGCGUGAGGUUCGACGAUUGGAACUUCCAGGACGGGAAGGUGUACGAACAGUGGGAGGCGUAUGGGCAAAGCAAGACAGCUAACAUAUUGUUUUCACGAGCACUUGCUGAAAAGCUCGGAUCCAAGGGGUUGAAGACUUAUAGUCUGCAUCCUGGUGUAGCAUUUGGCACAAGUCUGGCGCCGCAAGGCCUGGGGGACGAGGAUUUGGCAUCGCUAGCGGCGAAAGAUAAGAAGAUUGGUUGGGAUCGCGAGCUUGACGUAAAGAGUUUGGAUGAGUGUAGCGCUACGCAUGUGGUUGCGGCUUUUGAUCCCAGGCUCGAUGCAUACAAUGGAGUAUACCUCGAAAAUGGCAACCUUUCUGAUGACUUGCAACCAACCGCUACAAAUGCAGCAGACGUUGAGAAGUUGUGGCAUCUCAGCGAGGAGUUGGUUGGCCAAGAUUUUUUUCACUAG